AUGACUUCCACUCAUAACCAUUUGUGCAAUUCUACAUAUCUGGCUGAUAGUUACAAAAACAGAGUGACUGAGCAACCAAAUAUUAGGAUAGUGAAUUUUCAGGAGAUCAUUAGGAAGGAACUGGAUAUCUAUGUUGGAAAGACAACAGUGAGAAGAGCUAGGGAUAGAAUGUUACAAGAUAUUAGGGGUGAUCAUGUUGCUGAGUAUGGUAGAAUAUUUGAUUAUAGAGAUGAGAUAUUAAGAUCUAAUCCAGGCAGCACUUGUGUUGUUAAAGUUGGAGAAGAUAUUGAAACUGGAAAGAAGAUCUUUGAGGGGUUUUAUGUAUGCUUUGAUGCUUUAAAGAAAGCAUUCUUUGGAGGUACAAGGAGGUGCUUUGGUCUGGAUGGAUGUUUUCUCAAAUGUGUGUGUAAAGGUCAGCUAUUGGUUGCAGUUUGCAAGGAUGGGAACAACCAAAUGCUGCCUACUGCUUGGGCAGUUGUUGAAUUUGAGAAUCAAUUUACUUGGAGAUGGUUUGUGUCUCUAUUGAAGAAUGACCAUGAACUUGGAGAUGGACAUGAAUUAACACUGAUUAGUGACAUGCAAAAGGGACUGCAAAAUACAGUAGAUGAUUUACUUCCAGAUGCAGAACACAGGUGGUGUGCAAGACAUAUUCUUGCUAACUGGUCCAAAGCCCAUAAGGGGAUAAAAAGAAGAAAAUUAUUUUGGAUAAUGGCAAAGUCCACUUUUGAAGCUGAACUGAGGGGUCAUAUUGAUGAAAUGAAGAAAAUGGGCAGAGACUGUUUGGAUGACCUCAUGUAUUACAAAUUAGAUAAAUGGUGCAAAAGGUACUUCAAAGAGCACAACAAGUGUGAUUCAGUGGACAACAACAUGGCUGAGAGUUUUAACAACUGGAUAUUAGUUGCAAGAUACAAAACAAUUAUCACAAUGCUAGAAGAGAUUAGGGUGAAGAUGAUGAAAAGAAUUGGUCAGUUGAGAGAGUUUUUAAACACAUGGAUCACUAAUAUAUCUCCCAUGUCUCUCAAGACUCUACAAGAAAACAUUAACAAGUCAAUGCAGUGCAGCUUGUCUUGGAAUGGUGAAAGGGGUUUUGAAAUUAAAGAUCCUUGGGGCUGUACACAUUGUGUUAACAUUGUUAGGCAACUUGUAGUUGCAGAUCUUGGCAACUGA
Lycium barbarum (goji berry) is the source of this 1167-nucleotide messenger RNA. RefSeq lists its product as uncharacterized. The coding region runs from base 1 to 1167 and encodes 388 amino acids. The record is from RefSeq and is a predicted model, not a curated record. NCBI's taxonomy places the organism in Eukaryota, Viridiplantae, Streptophyta, Magnoliopsida, Solanales, Solanaceae. The transcript is spliced from 2 exons.